AUGUAUAUAAAUCUGGUGAGUUUGAAUUUGUUACUGAAAAAAAUAAGAGCUGUAAUUUGGGCUGAUGCAGAAGAGUUGUUAGAUUCCGUAUGUGAACAACGUAAGCUUAUUGGCAAUUACGAAAUUAAAAUUAUGGCAGAUGGUGGCCAAGGAUUCUUUAAGAUUUGCAUGACUAUCCUUCCAGAAAAUUAUAUAUCCGAAUCUAAUAAAUCUCAGAAUAAUCAGAGUAGUGAUGAAGAAGAUAAUUUUGAAUCUCCUAUAAAAAAAAGAAAACUCUAUUCGGAAGGUGGCAGUACAGGUCACAAAGCAAAAUUGACAAGCGUCCAUCGCUUAAUAAUGCUGUGCAUUGUACCUGACAUUCAAGAAACAUAUGAUAAUAUGAAGCUACUCUUUGAAUUGACUAACAUUAAUAAUAUACCGUUUAAAUUCGUAUCGGACUUUAAACUUCUUUUGAUUGUCAACGGCCAACAAACAACUACGUCAACAUGCCCUUGUCCUUAUUGCUUCAUAACUUUAAACGAUCUAAGAAAUUCUGAGAGCGGAAAUAAUAGUGGGGAGCACAAUAUUGAGACGGAUGCAGAUGAAGGAAAACUAUGCAGUGGAUUUGAAACUCUAAAGACUUACGGACACAUUAGAAAAGAUUACGAUUCCUUUUCCUCGAUGCACAAAAAAAAGAAAAAUGCUAAGUAUUGCCACAGUACUGUUAAUCUGCCUCUUUUUGCCGAAGAUGAUAACAUGUAA
Messenger RNA from Brassicogethes aeneus, 741 nucleotides. The record is from the annotation of a GenBank genome assembly. NCBI's taxonomy places the organism in Eukaryota, Metazoa, Arthropoda, Insecta, Coleoptera, Nitidulidae.